Molecule: messenger RNA, 5215 nt
Organism: Folsomia candida
Lineage: Eukaryota; Metazoa; Arthropoda; Collembola; Entomobryomorpha; Isotomidae
Product: sorbin and SH3 domain-containing protein 1
Exons: 16
Coding region: 300-3989 (1229 amino acids)
Molecular function (GO): protein binding
Source: RefSeq, a predicted model, not a curated record
UCACUUUAUUUGUAACUUUUCAGUACGAAUGACUACUUUAAAAUUAGCUGUGAUUUCCUAUUGGUCUGAUUUGUGAGAUUACAAUUAAGUCAUAAGUUUGGACAAAAUUAAGACAGGCAUUCAUUUAGCCUAUAAGUUGAGAUGUCGUUAAGUUUAAAAAGCUGAUGAUAAUAAAAGGCUGGACAACAAACGGAACGGUUAUGGCAAAGUCAAGGUCAUUGUGUUUACUGGUUUUUCCCCUGCACACCGUAUGAAGCAUUUAAACAAGUCAAACUCAUCAUUGGGUUUGAAAUAGAAGGAUGGACCAAGAUGAAGAUGAUGAAAAUAGGAGAGACAUCCGGGAGGUCAGCACUAGGGAGAGGGAGGUGGAGUUGGUGGGAGGACCGCCGUGGGGGUUUCGCCUCGGCGCAGCAACCACGGCCACGGUCUGCAGUCCUUCAGGAGGAGAGAAUGUGGAUGGGACAAUGUCAAUUGUCGGUGCCGUAAAGAUUGCACGGGUUAAUCCAGAAAGUAAAGCGUCCAUGGCAGGAUUAAGAGAUGGGGAUCUUAUUCUCAGUGUCAAUGGGGAAUUGAUUGAGAAUUUACAGUUACACCCAUCAACAACUGCUUCUUCCUCAGUGCAAGCUCGUGGGAGCUCAGAUUCUUCAUCUGCACCUGCUAGUCAGAGUCCAUCAUCUCAUGAACAACAUCACAAAAUUUUAAGUCAACUUCAAGGGGAUCGAGUUCGUCUUUGUGUGCUGUCGAAAAAGUCAAAAAAUGCUAAAAAGAUCCAGAAAGCGUUGGCUAAAGGGGAAUUUGACAAGCAACAGCAGAAUCCCCAAGGUUCUAGUUCCUAUGAAAGAGGUCCGACAGCGGUACAGUGGGAGGACGGAAGAGAUAAUGGAAAAAUGCAUAGUAAUACUCAAGCCAACACUGAUGUACAAAUAGACGCUGACAAUACAAAAGAAAAUGAAAGACACGAGAAAAAUGUUACGAUUACACCAAAGUUGAUUAAAGAUUCUUCAGAAAACAACAGUAUUAUUGUUGCUACCAUUCCACGGACAAACGAGGAGGACAACGAGAGAGUGCAAAGCCAAAUUGGUCAAGACAUUCCUUCAUCAGUAAUGUUCAUUCCAAGUGGGGAACCACCCUCCUCUAAAUCAUUGACAUCAUCAUCCCCAGCUAACCUGCUCUCUGAUAUUAUUGACGAGUUGCAACUGGCAGCUACAACCACAGCAAAAUUUCUCUCUGACAUGGAGGCCCAUUUACAAGAAGAAGUAAACAACAUGGAGUCGGGACCCCAACCCCAGGGCUUGUUGCGCCAAGUAUCGACGAACAGUUCUUUAAAUUCAACAACCCCAACAUCUUCAAUACCUCAGCCUUUUUCAUCCUCCUUGCUAAUAAAACAGGAGGAUUUGCAACAGAUGAAGAAUGAACACCUGAAUGGUGGUACUAGCAUUGGUGGUGUCGAUAAUGAAGAAAUUUUGCCAGUAUGGAGUCCACCUGGAGUUCCACCAAGCCCAAAAUUAGGGAAAAAGUUUCGUCCUGUGACCUUUAAUGCCAAUGCGAUGCCUUCGUCUCCGGUGCUUGUUAAUCAAAAUGGAAUUUUUAAUUCACAAUCUCCUGGAGGAGUGGUUUUGUCCCCACCGUCCCUGUCAGUGUCCAAUAGUUUUAGUAGUAAAAACAUAAGCAAUUCUCAAUCCAGCACGACGACCACAACUGGAGGUAGUAACAGUGCUACUAGUAAUCUCCCUCGAUACCAGAAUCCCACAAUGGUGCUUCUCCAAAAAGCUAGAGAAGGCCAUCUGCCAAAAGGAGCGGCCUAUCUACAAACUCAACCACCCUCACCUUCUGCAGCUACUAUAGAACCUCGAAUCUCAUCCAGCAUAAAUUUCAACUUAAGCCAGCCUGCCCAAAAUAGUAACAUGUCUACCACAUCUUCCGGCUUCAACUCAUUUCCACCACCUCCUCCACCAGUUAAAAAUCGGCCCUUUAAAUCUGCCAGUUCUGCUGAGAUUAUCGACAUACCCACGACAUCAAAAUCUACCUUAAAUGGCGAGAAAGAGCAACGGGACUGGUACAAAAAAAUGUACGAGUCGCUCCAUGUUGAAAAAAAGCCUACAACCAUUGCAAAAUGUACCUAUCCGGCAGGGAGGAUAAAACGAGAUCCACCCGCAAAGAGUUUUUGGGCUAAACGGACCCACUCAAAUGGAACCAUGUCAGAACCGGAAGAUAAUUUUGAGCAUCCUGACGAAGAAGAAUAUGAUUUCAACAAGUUUGGGAACAAGGUUCUAUCUCCUGGCAGUGGGAGUGGCAGACAAGCUCCACCCGGUGCCAUAAGAUUUUACAAUCCUGGUAGGAUUGAAGAUCUUAACCCUACAGGAGGAACGUGCACAUCGGCAGCCAGAAAACAGAGGUAUCAUCGCCAAAUGCAACCGGAUUUAAAGAGACACUGGGCAUUAUCAUCACCAAAAUCUUCUGGUUAUGAGAGCGACUCGAACUAUAUUAUGCGGAAACGAACAGAAACUGAUUCAGUAAGUGGGGUAAGAACUCCAGACCUACCUCCGCUCAGUCCUGCAGAACAAAAACACAUGUAUGCAGAAAUUCAGAAAGGCGGCGAGGUGCCACUCCAAGGUUUACGUAAAUUUGUGCCUGGUCCUGGACCACGUGAUCCAAUGUUUGAUGAUCAAGAUGGAUUUAGAACGGCUUCGCCAUCCCAAAAUAUUCGAUACUCAGAAUCGACCGUAAACAUUCACUAUCGAUUACCUGUCCGGAUUGAGGAAAAAGAGUAUGUCGGGGAGGAAGAACUUAGGAAAAGACAGCAACAAGCAAUGAGAGCGUUCUAUGAGGAACAACGGAAGCAAAAAUAUAUGAAAGAAAUUGAAGACAUGGAGAGGAGAAGGCAUUCUGACAAUUUUGUGCCUUCCCAAAAGUCACCAAUCCCUCUAAAUCGAUAUGAAGAUGGAAAUGUAAUUGAUGGCCUAGUUGAUAAUACUCCACCACGUCCCGGAAGUGGAGGAUUAUGGCAGAGAAUGACCCCUGAGCCAAUGACCCCAUCCUCCGUAAAGAACAGCGGUAGCGGAACACCACUAGCAAUUGCUAGAGCGAAAUUCGAUUUUAUCGCUCAAAGUCCUCGUGAAUUGCAACUAGUCAAAGGAGAUCUGGUUCUUAUCCGACGAAAAAUUGAUGGUAAUUGGUACGAAGGAGAAUUGCGACAACAAACAAAAAAUAGCUAUUUCUAUCCGAAUGGUGCGGGUACUAGUGCAUUGGGAAUAUUUCCUUGUACUUAUGUGGAAAUUCUACCUGAUGACCCACUUUCCCCUGCAACUCAUGCCAAAUACUCGCCCCUUAAUUCCAGCAAGCCUCAUGAUUCUGAAGGAUUGGCCCGUGUACUAUUCAAUUUUCGCCCAUCGCACUCUUUCGAGUUGGAUUUAGUCAAGGGAGAGGCAGUAAUUUUAAGCAGGAGAGUGGACAAAAAUUGGUUCGAAGGAAGGAAACAGAAAACUCCUCAAAAAACUGGAAUAUUUCCAGUUUCAUACGUUGACGUAGUAAAAGAAAUUAGCUCUUCUACUAGAAGCAGAUCACCAGCGGUUAAAAAACCUAUAGGACAACCAGUGGCUCAUAGCUUAAGCUAUGGAACUGAUAUGGUGGACGAUUUUUCCUUAAAGAAACAUCACUACAAACCGAACGAAUUUGUGCUGCAGGACGACUCUGAUUAUGGCGAAGUAUUUAGUCCGACUCCGAAUAAGAAUGAUCGAAAUGCGAGAAACCGAAGAAGAAUGAACCAGAGAUUGGAGCUUAUUACUAUUGACACCAGAUUAAAUAAUGAUCAACCUUUCAGAUACCGAUCGAUUUAUAACUAUAAGCCAGUUCAUCCGGACGAAUUAGAGAUACGUGAAGGUGAUAUUAUCGAAGUUCUGGAGAAAUGCGACGAUGGGUGGUACGUGGGCUCCAACGAAAGAACAGGUGUCUUUGGAACCUUCCCUGGCAAUUAUGUUGAAAGAAUUUAAAUUAUAGUUAUUACUGUUGAUUGAAAUUAAGUUUUACAUGAUUUUUGCAUGAUAAACUGGAACAAAGACAGCUAGAAUAUAGCAUAACUUGUAGAUCUACCACCAUAUGUACUAUUUAAUUACUCACCACUAUUUACAACAAGUCAGGAACAUUAUUAUUAUAACUUCAGUUGUAAGCAUAAUAAUAGCCUAUAGUGUAAUCGGUCUAUUAAUGUACUUGUACUAUCUAUCUAUAUAGUAGUCCACACUAAAUACUGAUUUACCAAACUGUUGAAAUUGUUCCUAAACUUUUAUAGUUACAUUAUUUAGUAGGAAGGAAGGACUGUAUUAUAAAUUAUGAAGAAGUUCUUCUCCUUGUUACCCAACCAUACAAAUGUUUAAACUAUCCAACUAAUUAACCGUAAUGCGACCUUAGUGAAAUGAAAAGUGAGAUAUGCUAUUAUAAUUACCUCAGCUUGAUACAUAUAUGUUAGGACUUCUGUAUGACAAAUUGAAACAAAGACAGCUAGAAUAUAGCCACUGUACUUAUUACUCACUAUUACUGCAAGUCGUGAGCAUUUUAAGUACCCCAGCUUAACAUUUAAAUAUGUAACGAAACGGAUGUAACAAAGGCUGCUAACUAUUGCCUUAUUGUAAUUUUAACUGCAAAAUGUGUGCAUCGUACAGUGGAAUACUGCGAUAUUAAUACGUAUAAAUAGACAUGUAAACAUAAUGGUUUAUUGAGCAAGAGUUUGAAUUUGAAUGGAAAUGUGCUUAAACGAUUUCAAAAACUCUGUAAAGUCCCUACCUGAUUCUUAUCUCGAUCCAGGGCUACUUGGAAAUGUUAUUUGAAAUACUUAUUUGAAACGGGUUUUAUGUACUUGUAUAGCGGUUAGAUUUCCAUGCAGGCAUGUCGUUUACUUAAUUUGUCUUUGACCUAAUGAUCUGUAUGAGUUUACUUUUAUUUUAUUAUUAUUUAGCAUACAUAGUUUAUUCUAUGAAUUCAGUAUUUAUUAAUUAAUGUCAAUUGAAACUGGAACUGGAUAUCUACUUGACGUGUGUACAAGCCUAAAGUCAUACCGAAACUAUAAGUACUUACAAAUGAAUUUUCAAUUCUCAUUUACAUUACAUUGUGCUUUUAAGAAAUAUGCAAUUAAAUACUUCGUUAUUGUUAAAUACCAUUAUACUAUUUAUGAAGCAACAAAAGUAAUAAAGAAGCACUAUGCAAUAUAAAAAGUGUAAAAUAA